Quercus robur (English oak) is the source of this 1689-nucleotide messenger RNA. Its product is annotated as serine carboxypeptidase-like 2. Lineage: Eukaryota; Viridiplantae; Streptophyta; Magnoliopsida; Fagales; Fagaceae. The transcript has 14 exons. Gene Ontology annotation, molecular function: serine-type carboxypeptidase activity; acyltransferase activity, transferring groups other than amino-acyl groups. The record is from RefSeq and is a predicted model, not a curated record. Bases 135 to 1565 code for a protein of 476 amino acids. Gene Ontology annotation, biological process: proteolysis; secondary metabolic process.
ACGUCUCCACAAUGAACCACCCAUUUAACCCCCAUAUUUUCAACUCUUAUCCCAGCUUCUUCCUAUAUAUCUCCACAAAUUAAUCAAAGAAAAACCCAACCUUGAGAAAAGAAAUACCAAGACCAAAUGCAAUAAUGACAAGACUAGGCUCAAUUUUCAGUCAUGAUUCUCUUUACUUAUUACACAUGUUGGCUCUUCUUCUUCUUUUACAAGCUUGCCCGCAGAUUGCAUUUUCUCACUCAAUGGUUAAGUUUCUUCCUGGGUUCCAGGGCCCUCUUCCUUUUGAGCUCGAAACUGGGUAUGUGGGAGUUGGUGAAUCAGAGGAAGUGCAACUCUUCUACUACUUUGUCAAGUCCGAAAGCAAUCCUAAAAAGGACCCCCUCGUGCUGUGGCUAACCGGUGGCCCCGGUUGCUCUGCCUUGUCCGGGCUUGUCUUUGAAAUAGGUCCAUUGAAUUUUAAGGUAGAGGAAUACAAUGGGAGCCUGCCAAAGUUGGUCUUAAAUCCGUACUCUUGGACAAAGGUAUCUAGCAUAAUAUUUGUAGACUCGCCCGUUGGCACUGGAUUUUCCUAUGCAAAAAAUUCGAUUGCUGAUCGGUCAGACGACUUCAAACAAGCACACCAGCUCCACCAAUUUCUGAUUAGAUGGCUGAUUGACCAUCCAGAAUUUGUCUCGAAUCCGGUCUAUAUUGCUGGGGAUUCAUACUCUGGCAUUCCCGUUCCAAUCCUUGUUCAACAAAUCUCAACUGGAAAUGAAGGAGGUAUUGAACCAUUGAUAAAUCUCCAGGGAUACUUACUAGGAAAUCCUAUUACAGACCUAGGUUCAGAUGGAAAUUCAGCAAUCCCUUACGCUCAUGGACUGGGACUCAUUUCUGAUGAACUCUAUGAGUCAUUGAAGAGAAGUUGUGGAGGAGAAUAUAUAAUUAUAAAUCUAGAAAAUGCAGAGUGUAUGCAACAUGUUCAGGAAUUCUAUGAGUGUCUUUCAGGAAUUAAUACUGCACAAAUUUUGGAACCUAUAUGCAGUUUUGCUUCUCCUAAGCCACAUGCUAUGUUUGAUAAGAGAAGGUCUCUUUAUGAAAACCUGAAAGCAUUCCUCAACUCGGACUCGUCAGAUCCUCAAUUAGGCUGUCGUAGUUACGGAUAUUUGCUUUCACGUUAUUGGGCUAAUGAUGAUGAUGUCCGCAAAGCUCUUCACAUACGACAGGGAAGCAUAGGGGAAUGGCAGCGUUGCAAAUCUGAAUUGUAUUACAUACCAGAUGCUGCAAGCAGUUUUGUGUAUCACGUUAACAUCAGUACUAAAGGCUACCGUUCUUUAAUAUACAGUGGAGAUCAUGAUAUUACUGUGCCAUUCCUGGGGACUCAAGCAUGGAUUAGAUCUUUAAACUAUUCCAUUGUCGAUGAAUGGAGAUCAUGGAACGUCCAGGGCCAAGUUGCAGGUUACACAAGGACUUAUUCGAACAAGAUGACAUUUGCUACCGUGAAGGGUGGAGGGCACACUGCACCUGAGUACAAGCCUAAAGAAUGUUUCAUAAUGUUCAAAAGGUGGACAUCACAUGAACCAUUGUAAAUGUAAAAGAAAUUUGGUUCAUUACUUAAACCAUGUUAUAUUCAUUGGUUUUAAGAAAAACAAUUCAACUUAGACAUCUCACAUCUCCAUGACACUGUCAAUAAAUAAUGAGUUGGUUACUAAA